Molecule: messenger RNA, 998 nt
Organism: Arabidopsis thaliana (thale cress)
Lineage: Eukaryota; Viridiplantae; Streptophyta; Magnoliopsida; Brassicales; Brassicaceae
Gene: GATA15
Product: GATA transcription factor 15
Exons: 3
Coding region: 347-796 (149 amino acids)
Biological process (GO): regulation of DNA-templated transcription
Cellular component (GO): nucleus
Molecular function (GO): zinc ion binding; sequence-specific DNA binding
Source: RefSeq, marked reviewed
GGACGUAAACAGGGGUAAUUUCGUCUUUUAAAGCAAUAAAUUAAAGCUAGGGUUUAGCCGAACCAAUUUCAUUUAUAAUUGGCCAUUUGGUUUAGUUUUUGUGAGGUAUCUGUUGGGUCGUUUCUUUGAAAUCAAAAAAAAAAAAUCUCUGUUUCUCUGACACUCUCUCUCUCUGUUUCUACUUUCAAGAUUCAAAUUUUUGUUCCCCUGAUCCACUCGUCUUUGAAUUCUCAUCAAGUCUUAUAUGUUUCUUGCCUACUCUGAUCUCUAUCGGAAACCCUAGAUCCAUAUCUUCUUGACUUGACACUAGUUCACGAAUCACGAUCUGCGGUUCCUGAAGCUGGUAAUGCUAGAUCCCACCGAGAAAGUAAUCGAUUCAGAAUCAAUGGAAAGCAAACUCACAUCAGUAGAUGCGAUCGAAGAACACAGCAGCAGUAGCAGUAAUGAAGCUAUCAGCAACGAGAAGAAGAGUUGUGCCAUUUGUGGUACCAGCAAAACCCCUCUUUGGCGAGGCGGUCCUGCCGGUCCCAAGUCGCUUUGUAACGCAUGCGGGAUCAGAAACAGAAAGAAAAGAAGAACACUGAUCUCAAAUAGAUCAGAAGAUAAGAAGAAGAAGAGUCAUAACAGAAACCCGAAGUUUGGUGACUCGUUGAAGCAGCGAUUAAUGGAAUUGGGGAGAGAAGUGAUGAUGCAGCGAUCAACGGCUGAGAAUCAACGGCGGAAUAAGCUUGGCGAAGAAGAGCAAGCCGCCGUGUUACUCAUGGCUCUCUCUUAUGCUUCUUCCGUUUAUGCUUAACGAAUUUUCUGGAUCUUAAGUUUUAAGGUGAAAUAAUAAUUAAUUUUGUAGGAUGUGUAACGAAUUAAUGUGUAAUUUUUGUAUGCGUUUUUUUGGUGUUGUUUGAAUUAACUAAAUUUUGAAAUUUUUGUAUCUUGUUUAUGUGAUCUCUGGUGAAGAAUGAAUGAAUGAAUGAAAGGUCAAAAUGAUUUUCUUCCGACAA